AUGACUGAUGCCAAGGACGGCCGCCGCAGCCGCAAGGGCAAGGGAGGCAAGGGUGGCGGCACUGGCAGCGGGGAAGGUGGUGGUGGAGGAGGCGGCGGUGGGGGUGGUGGUGGCGGGGGUGGUGGCGGGGGUGGAGGGGUCGGUGGCAGCAGUGGUAGCAGCGGUGCGCGUGGUGGUGGUGGAGGAGGCAGGGGGUGGGAGCAGUAG
Closterium sp. NIES-65 is the source of this 207-nucleotide messenger RNA. The record is from the annotation of a GenBank genome assembly. NCBI's taxonomy places the organism in Eukaryota, Viridiplantae, Streptophyta, Zygnematophyceae, Desmidiales, Closteriaceae.